UGUAAAAGAUUUAAUACCAUUUGUUGGCGAAUAUGCGCUAAAUACAAUAUGCGAAACUGUCAUGGGCAUUUCUUUACGAAAAAUUGAUGGGAAUCAACAACGAAAAUAUCGAGAAGCGAUUCAUCAGAUGGAGAAAUUAUUUAUAUAUAGAUUAUUCAGGCCCUGGCUGUAUAACGAUUGGAUAUUUUCAUUGGUAUCAAAAGGCAGAGAGCAAAGAGAAGUUAUAAAAAUAUUACAUGGAUUUACUGAUCAAAUUAUUGAGGAAAGGAAACUUUAUCAUGAACGCACCAAUAAUCGAUUCUUAAAAAACUUUGAUAAUUUUACAAAGGCAGAAGCAGAUGAUGCAGAAAUGAUUGGAAUAAAAAGAAAACAACUAGCAUUGUUGGAUCUUCUAAUAGCAGCCUUUCAAGAAGGUACUCUAACUAAUCUAAAUAUCAAAGAGGAAGUUGAUACUUUUAUGUUUGGGGGCCAUGACACUUCAACGAUUGCUAUAAGCUUUUUGUUAGCACUAUUAGCUGAGCAUAAAGACAUUCAG
Molecule: messenger RNA, 535 nt
Organism: Wasmannia auropunctata (little fire ant)
Lineage: Eukaryota; Metazoa; Arthropoda; Insecta; Hymenoptera; Formicidae
Product: cytochrome P450 4C1-like
Exons: 6
Molecular function (GO): monooxygenase activity; iron ion binding; heme binding
Source: RefSeq, a predicted model, not a curated record